AUGUCGAAUGGGUCAUGUAUUUAUUACGCUCAAGGAAGAUGCAAUAAAGGAGAGAACUGCAAUUUUUUGCACGUAGAUACACUUACCAAAUAUUCACACAAAGGUAACAGUAACAGACCCAAUAUAUUCGAAGUGUAUGGUCGUGAAGUAGCGGAUGAUCUAAGACAUCCAAUAGCCUGGAAAUAUAGUUCAUAUUCACUUCCUCUACAUACGAAUCUUAUUAAUGGCUGUGACCAAUCACCAGAAGAACUUAGAUUCAAGGCCUAUGAAGCUCGUCAGAAUAAUACUUUUCAGGAAUACGAAAAUGACCUUCGUACCAAGGAGCGAGAUUUCAUUGCCAAGCUAAAGUACGUGAAGGAUGAUACAAGACGAGCUGGACGAUAUUUGGAAAAAUCCGAAACGCAAUCAAUGAAGCCCUAUGGCCCACCAGAAUCUUCGGUUAGCUCAGGGUUUGGCUCCACUGGAUCAUUUGGUUCCACUGGAUCCUCAGGUUCGGCGUUUGGUUCUACAGGCGGUACAGGUUUUGGAUCCAAUGCUUUUAAAUCAUCUGGGGGUUUUGGAGAUACUUCCGGUUCAUCUGGGAACAGUGCCUUUGGCAGUACGUCGGGCUCGUUUGGUGGAAGUGGAUUUGGCAGCUCUGGAGGGUUCGGUAGCUCUGCUUUUGGAGGCAGUUCGGGCUUUGGUAGUACAAAUACAGCCAAUGCCAGUGGCACUGCUUCCAGUGGUGGAAGCGCAUUUGGCAGUUCUGGUUUUGGAAGCCAUGGGUUUGGCCAAUCGUCUUUGGUAAAUACUAGCACCGCAGCUGGUAAUGCGUUUGGUAGUGGUUCAAAAUCGACGCCAUUUGGCAGUGGAUCAUCGUUUGGCAAUAGUGGCUCUGCUUUUGGUUCGUUAGCAUCUACUGGUAACUCUAUAUUUGGCAGCGGUGCUAAUAAUAGUAGUAGCAACAGCAACACCACAACCGGUACUAUUGCAGGUUCCUCGGCAUUUGGACAGCCUUCUACCCCAUCUUCGACAUCAGUAUUUGGACAAACCUCUUCAUCUGCAUCCAAUUCAGCAUUCGGACAGACAGCUUCUCCCGCAUCCACCUCUGCAUUUGGACAGACUGCUUCUCCUGCUUCCACUUCGGCUUUCGGGCAAACGAAUUCUCCUGCUUCCACCUCAGCAUUUGGGCAGACUUCCACUCCAAGUGGUUCGUCGACUACUUUUGGAAAUCCCUCUCCGUUUGGCACCUUAGGUACUACCACUAACACAUCAUCAACCGGCUCUGCAUUUGGGCAGCAUUCGUUUGGAAACUCGCCUGCUGCUUCGCCGUUUGGUGCACUUACUGCAUCCACUGCUGGGACCCCAUCGCCAUUUGGCCAAACGGGCACUUCCACAGCGUCGGCCUUUGGUCAGAACAGUAAUCAAGCAGCAUCUUCUACACCAGCAUCGCCAUUUGGUCAAUUAGCAUCUAAAACCACCGGUAGUUCGAAUCCGUUUGAUGUACUCGCAUCUGCUGAUGAGUCAGGUAAAUCAGAAACCACCUCUUCAACUACCCCCUCUACUGCCACUGGGGGAACUACCUCAGCUUUUGGAGCAUCGGCUUCACCAUUUGGUUCACUUACAACGAACGGUAAUCAAAAUGGUUCCCAACCCUCUGAUUCUGUGUCACCAUUCGGAUCACUUUCAUUGGGUGGAAAUAAUACAAAAGAGGAGUCUACUACUUCUCCAUUUCAGAAACCAGCAUCUUCAGCAUUUGGUCAAAGUGUCAUGACUUCCUCCUCUCCUUUCGGCCAGAAUAGUUCAAACUCGACAUCUUCAGCAUUUGGGAAACCCUCUACAACCUCACCGUUUGGUCAGCUAUCAUCUACGACCUCUGGUUCUCCAUUCGGACAACUCGGUCAGACUGGUGCGUCGGCCUCUCCUUUUGGCCAAUCUUCAACACCAGCUGAAACAAACGGAUCGUCGGCUUUUGGAAGUUCCUCAUUUGGUCAAGCUACUUCUGCUUUUUCAUUCGGCCAAGCUCCGACUGCUUCACCCUUUGGAAAAGCUCCUGCUACUUCCCCCUUUGGCCAGCCUCAACAAUCAACUACUUCUGGUUCUCACAAGCCUGAAUCUAGCUCUGAGCCAUACGUCCAAGGAAACGGUACUGAGACUCUGCUUACUAUGGACCAACUUAGUCGUGAGUUCCAGGAAGCGUUCAACUCACCAAGUUUCGCCCUUGGAGAGAUCCCUGAAAUCCCACCACCCAUUUCCUGUAGAUAA
This is a messenger RNA of Sugiyamaella lignohabitans, 2244 nucleotides long. It is a transcript of the gene NUP42, whose product is annotated as FG-nucleoporin NUP42. Gene Ontology annotation, molecular function: metal ion binding. Bases 1 to 2244 code for a protein of 747 amino acids. Lineage: Eukaryota; Fungi; Ascomycota; Dipodascomycetes; Dipodascales; Trichomonascaceae. The transcript has a single exon. The record is from RefSeq and is a predicted model, not a curated record.